Chrysoperla carnea is the source of this 2808-nucleotide messenger RNA. RefSeq names its product probable 2-oxoglutarate dehydrogenase E1 component DHKTD1 homolog, mitochondrial. Gene Ontology annotation, molecular function: thiamine pyrophosphate binding; oxoglutarate dehydrogenase (succinyl-transferring) activity. Gene Ontology annotation, biological process: tricarboxylic acid cycle. NCBI's taxonomy places the organism in Eukaryota, Metazoa, Arthropoda, Insecta, Neuroptera, Chrysopidae. The record is from RefSeq and is a predicted model, not a curated record. The transcript has 17 exons. The coding region runs from base 2 to 2770 and encodes 922 amino acids.
UAUGUUAUUUAAAAAAAAUUUAUUAUUGAAUUUAAAUAAAGUGAAAAAAUUUAAUAAUAUACGAUUUUAUCGUACUGAUAAUGUGUAUGGAUACAAGUAUUUUAAAUCGAAAAAUGAAUUUGAAGUAUCGAAAGACAUUAUUAAUGCCAGAAUCAACAAUAGUAAUUUAUAUCGUUUAAUAAGUGCGUAUAGACAAUAUGGACAUACCCAAGCAAAUAUUAAUUCCAUAGCGUUAAAUAAAGUUAAUAAUGAUGUAAUUAAAGAAUUGAAUCCAGGACGAUAUGGUUUCAAUUUGGAUGAUUCUGUGUGUACCAAAAAUCUUUUAUAUAGUACCAAAGCAGAAAAUGAUGUUAAAGUAUCCAAUGUUAUACAGUACUUAGAAAAUGUUUAUUGUAAGCAUAUUUCAGCUGAGUUUAUGCAUCUGGAGACUGAAGAAGAAAUUGAAUGGUUUGCGGAACAAAUGGAAAAUCGUCAUUUAAAUCAAAUAAACGACGAAAAAAAAUUAAAUAUUUUAAAGCAAUUACUAACUUCACAAGUAUUGGAUAAUUUUUUACAAACAAAAUUUGCCUCAUUUAAAAGAUACGGAGGCGAAGGUGCUGAAAGCAUGAUCGCAUUUUUCGAUGAGUUUCUAAAAUUAUGCUCAAAAUCCGAAGUCGAGGAAGUUGUGCUGGCAAUGCCGCACAGAGGUCGUUUAAACUUAUUAACUGGAUUGCUAGAAAUGCCAGUAGAGAAAAUUUUUAGUAAACUACGAGGUUUACCUGAUUUUCCAGAGCGUUUCAAAUGUACCGGAGAUGUUAUUAGUCAUUUAAUAUCGUCAGCGGAUCUCAGUAUUAAUAACAAAAAUGUCCAUAUUACAAUGCUAUACAAUCCAUCACAUUUAGAGGCAGUUAAUCCCGUUUCCAUGGGUAAAACACGUUCAAAACAAUUAACUAUAGCUGAAGGUGGUUAUGGCGAUGGUAAUGGUCAAUUUAGUGAUCGAAUUUUAAAUGUUCAGGUUCAUGGAGAUGCAGCAUAUAUUGGUCAGGGUAUCGAUCAAGAAUGUUUAGUUUUAUCGCAAGUCCCACAUUUUGAAAUUGGUGGCACUAUACACUUGGUUGUGAAUAAUCAAAUUGGUUUUACAACACCUCCAGAUAGGGGUCGGUCUACCAAAUAUUGUACAGAUUUAGCGAAAAUCAUAUCCGCUCCAGUUAUUCAUGUUAAUGGUCUUCACCCAGAAGAAGUUGUUCAUGCAACGCGGAUUGCUUUUGAAUAUCAAAGAAAAUUUAGAAAAGAUAUUUUUGUUGAUAUGAAUUGUUAUCGAAAAUGGGGGCAUAAUGAAUUGGAUGACCCAACAUUUACAAAUCCAAUACAAUAUAGUCUUAUUCGAUCAAUGGAAACAGUGCCAAAUUUGUACGCAGACCAAUUAAAAAGUGAAAAUUUAAUAACUGAUUUGGAAAUUGAGAAAAUUGUCACGGAACGUACAACAUUUUUAAAUGAAUCAUUAAAAAGUAUUGAAAAUUAUGUACCUGAGGAUCCAUGUUUUAAAAAGCAAUGGGCAGGAUUUAGUCAAGCUCCAGCUUCAGUUUCUAUGUGGGAUACUGGUGUUCCAUUGGAUAUUUUGAAAUAUGUUGGAUUUCGUAGUGUAAAUUAUCCUAUUGAAUUUAACAUUCAUCCACAUUUAGUCAAAACUCACGUUUCACCUAGGAUUUCUAAAAUAGUCGAAGGUCAAAAAAUUGAUUGGGCAACAGCGGAAGCUUUGGCAUUUGGUUCUUUACUAUAUCAAGGUCACAAUAUUCGAAUUAGUGGCCAAGAUGUUGGACGCGGUACAUUUUCACAUCGUCAUGCAAUGUUUGUAGAUCAACAAACUAAUAAAAUUCACAUUCCAUUGAACGAAUUAGAAAUGAAAGGACAAGGUUUUCUUGAGAUUGCAAAUAGUAUUUUAUCUGAAGAAGCUGUGCUUGGUUAUGAAUAUGGUAUGAGCAUUGAUAAUCCAAAUAACUUAAUUAUCUGGGAAGCUCAAUUUGGUGAUUUUUUUAAUGGUGCUCAAAUUAUUAUUGAUACUUUUGUUACAUCAGGAGAACUUAAAUGGUUGACGUCCAGUGGUUUAGUGAUGUUAUUACCGCACGGAUAUGAUGGAGCUGGACCAGAGCAUUCAUCAAGCAGAAUGGAACGAUUUUUACAAUUGACUGAUUCAUCAGAAACAUCACCAGAUGGUGAUGAUGUCAAUAUGCAUGUUGUUAAUCCAACAACACCAGCUCAGUAUUUUCAUCUUUUACGUAGACAAAUAAUUCCAAAUUAUAGGAAGCCAUUAAUUGUAAUUUCUCCAAAAAUUUUAUUACGUUUAUCGAAUGCUACAUCUUCGCUAUCAGAAAUGGGUCCUGGUUCUAGUUUUCAACCAGUACUUGACGAUCCACUGGCAAAUCCUGCAAAUGUUAAAAAAGUAAUCUUAGUUAGCGGGAAACAUUACUAUGAGCUUAACAGAGAACGAUUGACUCAGCAGCUAAAUAACGUUGCCAUAAUUCGUUUAGAAAGUUUAUGCCCUUUCCCUGUUUAUCAUUUGCAAUUAGUCUUAGAAAAAUACGUUAAUGCAAAAACUUUUAUUUGGAGUCAAGAAGAACAUCGAAACAUGGGCGCCUGGAGUUUUGUUAAACCAAGAUUUGAGAAUAUGAUAGGACGUCAGUUAAAAUACACUGGAAGGGAGGUUGCCGGUACUGUUGCAGUUGGAGUUGGAAAACUUCAUAGUUUACAAGCAACACAAGUUAUCAAAAAGCCUUUUGAAAUUGUUUCUUAAUUAUUUUCUAUUCAUAAUAAAAUUUUAUAUUUUGAAGG